Messenger RNA from Cariama cristata (Red-legged seriema), 474 nucleotides. RefSeq names its product nudix (nucleoside diphosphate linked moiety X)-type motif 1 (gene NUDT1). Bases 4 to 474 code for a protein of 156 amino acids. The record is from RefSeq and is a predicted model, not a curated record. The transcript is spliced from 3 exons. Gene Ontology annotation, molecular function: 8-oxo-7,8-dihydroguanosine triphosphate pyrophosphatase activity. NCBI's taxonomy places the organism in Eukaryota, Metazoa, Chordata, Aves, Cariamiformes, Cariamidae. Gene Ontology annotation, biological process: DNA protection.
ACCAUGUGCACGUCCAGGCUCUUCACCCUCGUCCUGGUGGUGCAGCCACCCCGCGUCCUCCUGGGCAUGAAGAAACGCGGGUUUGGAGCCGGGCUAUGGAACGGCUUUGGGGGGAAGGUGCAGCCAGGGGAGAGCAUCGAGGAGGCUGCUCGGCCUCGCCUCCUGGAGGAGAGUGGACUGACUGUGGACACCUUGCAGAAGAUGGGUCAGAUCACAUUUGAAUUUGUGGGCAACUCGGAACUCAUGGAUGUUCACAUUUUCCGGGCAGAUCAUUUUCACGGGGAGCCAACAGAAAGUGAUGAAAUGCGUCCACAGUGGUUUCAGCUGGAUGAGGUGCCGUUCAGUCACAUGUGGGCAGAUGAUAUCUAUUGGUUUCCCCUGCUGCUUCAGAAAAAGUUGUUUCGUGGCUAUUUUAAGUUCCAAGGACAAGACACUAUCCUGGAGCACACCCUGCAAGAAGUGGAGGAAGUUUAA